GUAAGAUGACGUUUGUCUUACGAGGCACUUACAAAGCCAUUUCAAAAGACCUUGGUAUUUUCAUUACUUCGUUUCUAGGUUGGGCAGGCUGGCUUAAAGCCUUAUUACUACCUUUUUUAUAUUGGUUGCAUAAAAGUAAAGCUCUGGUGAGGCUUAGAUGCAAAUUUUGUGCAGAACAGCAGUAUAAAAGUUCCGAUACUGUUUUGUAUGUAUGAUCCAAAGAAAUCCUCCAUUAACUCACACAAGUACACUUAUAUGUUAUGUGUAUAAAGUGAUACAAAGUGACGAGCAUUUUUUGAAGUACUGAGGUAUGAUGAAACAACAGUCACUGUUGUUAUAUACAUUCAUACACAUGGAAUUCACAUAGUUUCUAUAUAUAUCCACUGAACUGCAGUCUUGCAGACAAGCUUUGACAAUGCAUUUUUAUCUUUAUGGGGCUUUGCUAGCAUUUCUGAUGGGGUGGUGCGUUGUUUCGUUGAGAACAAGAUUAGAGCCCUGCAUUGCCAUUUAAAAUAGUAUCCAGUACAACAAUGAGACAAGUGGAUUUACUUUGUGAUGUGCUGUGUUUGAAGUGAUUAUUUUUGGUUUUCGAAACGUUUACCUUGUAAGUUAUCCCGUGAUUUACCGCUUUAAGAUAGCAACUAAGCAGCAAGAGCUCAGGAGCUGUCAGUUUCAUAUACUUGCAUUAUUGCUGUUGGGUGUCGAACUUAGGCGAAAGCUUCUGUGCUGUUCGCAACAACUUAAAUAAGUGCUGAUUAUCUAGUUUAGGCUUGGAAGCCGAUUAAAGCAGUGCUACAAAUAUGCGCAUUUACUGUUGACAUUGUACCAUUUGACCAGGUAGUGAAGUAAAAGUUCCAUGUUUGUGAGGACUAUAAUGGAUGAGGCGAGGAAGUCAAGGAUAAAUAUGGCUUCUUGACUACUCUGAGAUGUGGUUAAAUGCAAAAGAUGUUUAAAUAUGAAGGAAAGAAGGAUUUGUAAGUUCAGAUCAGGCUAUUACAUUUUGAGUUGAAAGAUGUGGAAAUAUUAGUUGUACCAGAAGUAUUAUUGAAACAUUUAGUUUUCUUAGUCAUUUUCAGCCUAUUCUGAGAACACCUAAUCAAAUUACAUUGGUGAAUCUUAUUAUCAGCCCCUCACUAUCAGCGUGUCGUUGAAUCACUAUUCAGUUGUCCAAGUUGUUAUCCUUGAAAUCAGCACACCAAGGUAGGAGUUGGAAAGAGGUACGUCAAGAAAUAGAAAUUUAGUUAUAACAUGUAGGAAGCCAGGACAAAAAAAGAGGGCUUGAAGAAAGCGGUGGACGGUGCUAAAACUACUAGGAUGAAAAGGUUUAGAUGCAUCUGUGCACCUGCGAUAGGUUCUGAACUACAUGGAUUAGUCUCCUGUCAUCGGUUUAAAUUGUGUCCCAUUGGUUUUGUGAGCUGACUUUCAACUAACGGGUCAAGGAUUCGCACACCGCCCCACCUACAAAGGUUUAAGUAGAUGGUUAGCAACACUAACCCUCACAGGCGUUGCUUGUUGUUCACUGUACGAAUGGGCAUGAGGCUGCCGAGUAUUUGUUGGCUCAAUUUGAAUCGUCUUAUCAUUCCCCAUGCUGCCUGGAUAAUUUACCAGGCUUUGUGGGUCGACAUCCUUUCUUGGUUUAUCCAAUACGAAUUUUUCUGCGUAAACAUACUUUGGCAAACAUUUUGCACUGGUGCCUGCACUUCAUAUAUAGCUGUUCUAUCACAUGUGUGCAGUCCUAGGAGGUAAAAACAGUCGAAUACCUGGAUCUUUAAAUUCCUUAGAAGUUGUGCAUGCAUUUUUGGAGUUUAAAUAAUUAUCUACUGUGUUAUGCGAGUGCUUUGAUGUUCUCAAUGAGAAUGAGUGACACAGCGUGGCAAAGCUUUUUAUGUGCUGAGCUGUGAGCCACACUAAUAUGGGUGGAUCUGUAACUCAGUGGUUUAGGUACUCAACUUUGAACCAGUGGACCAAGGAUCCAAACACCAAUCCACCUACCGAGAAACUAAAUAGCACCAUAAACCCUCAGUUAUAGCUCACUGUCAAUCGCACGUUGUUGCUGAAGGCAUUUCGAAAGUUAUCCAGGUUUCAUUUGCUUACUAAGCGAUAUUCAUUCACCUCCUAUUGACUUAAAUCAUUUCUGUCUCUGUUAAACACAUUUUAGAUGGAUGUAGCGAAGUUCUUCCGCAUUAGCAACGAAAAGCAGGCAAUCUUGUUACAGCUGGUUGCAGUGGGUAUUGCUGCUGUUUUAGCCUUUGCCAUCCGACUUUAUUCUGUCAUUCGUUUUGAGUCAGUUAUUCAUGAAUUUGACCCCUAUUUUAAUUAUCGUACUACACGAUUCAUGACUGAAGAAGGGUUUUACCAGUUUCAUGACUGGUUCGACGACAUGGCGUGGUACCCUCUCGGAAGAAUUAUUGGAGGAACGAUUUAUCCUGGUCUUAUGGUCACAUCGUCAUUCAUUUAUUCACUGCUUCAUGCUAUACACGUUACUAUUGACGUACGAAAUGUCUGCGUGUUCUUGGCGCCCUUAUUCUCCAGUUUUACGACCCUAGUGACUUUCAUGCUGACAAGUGAGCUUCAGGAUAGUGGGGCUGGUUUGCUAGCCGCUGCCAUGGUCGCCAUCGUACCAGGCUACAUUAGUCGAUCAGUUGCAGGUUCCUAUGAUAAUGAAGGGAUCGCCAUAUUUUGCAUGCUGUUUACGUUUUAUCUUUGGAUAAAAGCUGUGAAGACGGGAUACAUGUUUUGGGCUUGUGCUUGCAGUCUUGCGUACUUCUACAUGGUUUCUUCUUGGGGAGGAUAUGUAUUUCUAAUCAACAUAAUACCUAUUCAUGUAUUGAUUCUAAUGCUUACUGGAAGAUUUUCCAGUCGUCUGUAUACUGCCUAUUCUACGGUUUACGUUCUAGGUACCAUACUGUCAAUGCAGAUUAGCUUUGUCGGUUUCGCCCCUGUAGUCUCCAGUGAACAUAUUGGGGCUCUUGGAGUUUUCGGACUAUGUCAGCUGUUUGCCUUUUACGCUUACCUUCGUCAAGCACUGUCUCCUGAGCAGCUGUCAGCAGUUUUACGUGUUUUUGGCUUGUCAGUAUUUAGUAUUGCAUUGAUUGCUGGUUCAGUUUUGUCCGCUACAGGAAAAAUUUCACCUUGGACUGGUCGAUUCUAUUCUUUACUGGAUCCAACCUAUGCGAAAAAUCAUAUUCCAAUUAUUGCAUCAGUAGCGGAACAUCAACCAACUGCAUGGAGCUGUUAUUAUUUCGAUCUUCAAUUGUUAACAAUAAUGUUUCCUGUGGGAUUAUACUAUUGCUUCCGCAAAUUAACAGAUGCCAGCAUUUUCGCGAUCAUAUAUGGUGUUACUAGCGUAUACUUCUCGGGUGUUAUGGUGCGACUUAUCCUUGUACUUGCACCAAUUAUGUGUAUUUUGGGUGCAAUUGGAAUUUCUGGAAUUUUGAAAACAUUUUCUGCCAAUCUUAAUUCACCCGACAGUACUAUUACAAAAAUGUCAAGCAAACAUAAUGCUGCUAACGGUUAUCCAUCAACCGUUAGUACCAGUAGACUGUAUAAAAACGCAGUUCAAGAUUCAACGUAUCCGUUUAAAAAUAUGGUUGCUACAUUUAUGGUUCUACUUUUGUUAAUUCUGCUGAUACGAUUUGGACAACAUUGUAUAUGGGUCACAUCAUCGUCGUAUUCGCAUCCUUCUAUUGUGUUAGAGACUUCAGAUAGUUUUGGGAAUCGUCAUAUUCUAGACGAUUAUAGAGAGGCAUACUACUGGCUUAGACAGAAUACGAAACCAGAUGCUAAAAUUAUGUCUUGGUGGGAUUACGGCUAUCAGAUUACCGCUAUCGCUAAUCGUACUGUUCUUGUGGACAACAAUACUUGGAAUAAUACUCACAUUGGUCGUGUAGGUCAAGCAAUGGCAUCAUCUGAAGAAGAAGCUUAUGAAAUUAUGAAAGAAUUGGAUGUUGACUAUGUACUUGUCAUUUUUGGUGGAGUAUUAGGUUACAGUUCUGAUGAUGUGAAUAAGUUUAUCUGGAUGGUUCGAAUAGCUGGUAGUACAGAGAAAGGACGUCAUGUAAAUGAACGUGACUACUAUACACCACAGGGAGAAAUGCGUGUAGAUACUGAAGCUACUUCAACAAUGAAGAACUGUUUACUGUAUAAGCUAAGUUAUUAUCGUUUUUGGGAAAUGAAAACUGCUAGAGAUCAACCAAUGGGAUUUGAUCGAGUGCGUGGACAAGUCAUUGGACAUCGAAACUUUGAGCUACAAGGUUUAGAAGAGGCAUUCACUUCAGCGAACUGGCUUGUACGAAUAUACCGAGUCAAACCAUAUGCCAACCGAGGGAUGCAUUAAAUUUUGUAGCUUAUUAUUUUUUUGUUUAUGAAAAUAAAUAUGUACGUUUAUAGACAAUUUGGUUUUUUCCAUACUUCACCCGUAGAUACAAAAUUUAUUUUAUCCUUCAGUAUUUUUACAACCGAAGGAUGCGACUCCCAAUUAGAACAAUUUGCUGACCUUGCUAUUCAGUGCAUAUACACAUUUGACUUUAAAAAGUGAACAACAAGCGAAUAUGGUAUGAGGGUAGAACAAAGUGUUAAGCUGAGAUAUGAAGUAACGUCAAUAGACGAUAAGAAUGUCAGAGGGAUAUAAAUCUUAGUGUGUAACAAGAUGAAUACUAACAGAAACA
Molecule: messenger RNA, 4667 nt
Organism: Heterobilharzia americana
Lineage: Eukaryota; Metazoa; Platyhelminthes; Trematoda; Strigeidida; Schistosomatidae
Source: the annotation of a GenBank genome assembly